This is a messenger RNA of Parnassius mnemosyne (clouded apollo), 375 nucleotides long. The record is from the annotation of a GenBank genome assembly. Lineage: Eukaryota; Metazoa; Arthropoda; Insecta; Lepidoptera; Papilionidae.
AUGGCGUCGCGGACUUACACGGUUUCUAUAAUUCACGUUAUCUUUAUUGUGUUUUUAAUGUUUUCGUACGUAAUAUUACAGCAGUCAAUUACUAAUGAGAAAUUGUUUUUGCAACAUCAAGCAAAUUCACUUCUGAAUUUCACAAGACUCAGUGUCAAACAUGGGUACUUUACGGAAGAGCAUACAGUGUACACAGAGGAUGGCUAUCUUCUCACUAUAUUUCGUAUGGUUAAGAGUAAAAAAUGUUAUGACCAAGUGAAAAAUCCACCCGUAAUCCUCAUGCAUGGAUUGCUGAUGAGCUCAGAUUCAUGGUUCGAUGCAGGCCCUGAAGCAAGUCUAGCCUAUCUUCUUUCUGACGAAUGUUUCGAUAUAUGA